AUGCACAAUUCGGGUUGUUCUAACUUUAGCACUCUCAUAUUCUUGACCAAUUCGUCAAUUGGAUAUUCAAAAUGCUUUCCUCAAUGGUUUUCUUACGGAAGAAGUCUAUAUGAAACAGCCCCUGGCUACACUGAUCCUCAAUUUCCAGAUCAUGUUUGUCGCUUAAAUAAAUUCCUAUAUGGACUAAAACAAGCACCCAGGGCUUGGUAUACUCAUUUGAAUGUUUUUCUUCAAAAACUUGGAUUUGUUAUUUCUCGGGAUGAUUCCUCCCUAUUUAUGCGUCGUACAUCUGAUGGUGUUAUUCACUUGCUUGUCUAUGUAGACGAUAUUAUUUUAACAGACUCCAACUUAGGAUGCUUGCAAAAUUUGAUUGCCACUCUCCAUAAAGAAUUUGCUCUAAAAGAUCUUGCUGAAUUAUCAUUCUUCCUUGGUGUCACACGAACUCCUGCUGGCUUGUUUCUCUCCCAGCGACGCUAUAUUGAAGACUUGUUAGAACGUGCUAAUAUGCAUGGUGCAAAGCCUGUGAGUACCCCUUUUACAACUUCUACUGGAUUGAACCCAGUGGGUGGAACUCCUUUAUCGAACCCUACUGUUUAUAGAAGUCUCGUCGGCGGUUUACAAUAUUUGUUGAUCACACGCCCAGAGCUUGCAUUUGCUGUCAACAAGGUUUGCGAAUUUAUGCAAAACCCAACGGACAAGAAUUUACUUCUUGUCAAGCGAAUUUUGCGUUAUCUACAAGGUACUUUCUGUUAUGGUAUUACUCUUCGUGGUUCUCCGACAUUGAAGCUAAACUUUCAAGCAUAUACAGAUGCCGACUGGGCUGGUGAUCAAACUGAUAGACGUUCUACGAGUGGAUAUUGUGUUUUCUUGGGAUCAAAUAUCAUUUCUUGGAGUGCUCGGAAGCACAAAACAGUUUCGAAAUCAAGUACCGAAGCCGAAUAUAGAGGUCUUGCGAUUGCUACUGCUGAACUUAUGUGGAUUGAAUCUUUGCUGAAAGAACUCCAGGUUCAAGUUUGCACUCCACCAGUUUUAUGGUGUGAUAAUCUCGGUGAUACUUAUCUAACUAUGAACCCCGUUUUUCAUGGUCGUACAAAACAUAUAAAGAUUGAUUACCACUUUAUACGAGAACGAGUUCAACGUGGCCAGUUGGAUGUCAGAUUUGUCUCUUCUCAAGACCAAAUUGCUGAUAUAUUUACUAAGAGAACACCGAAACAACGUUUCACUUCUCUUCGCUCUAAGCUUACUGUCUCCGACCACCCGCUUAGAUCGAGGGGGAGUGUUAGAGAAAAAGAAAGUUAA
Molecule: messenger RNA, 1299 nt
Organism: Papaver somniferum (opium poppy)
Lineage: Eukaryota; Viridiplantae; Streptophyta; Magnoliopsida; Ranunculales; Papaveraceae
Exons: 1
Coding region: 1-1299 (432 amino acids)
Source: RefSeq, a predicted model, not a curated record